This is a messenger RNA of Anoplopoma fimbria (sablefish), 3471 nucleotides long. RefSeq names its product tripartite motif containing 23 (gene trim23). Gene Ontology annotation, molecular function: GTPase activity; zinc ion binding; GTP binding. Gene Ontology annotation, biological process: intracellular protein transport; vesicle-mediated transport. The transcript is spliced from 11 exons. Lineage: Eukaryota; Metazoa; Chordata; Actinopteri; Perciformes; Anoplopomatidae. Gene Ontology annotation, cellular component: plasma membrane; cytoplasm; lysosomal membrane. The record is from RefSeq and is a predicted model, not a curated record. Bases 1 to 1758 code for a protein of 585 amino acids.
AUGGCCGCCGCUGCAGCAGGAAUAAACAAGCAGGGCUCCGUAGCGACCAUGGAGCCCUGCAUCCGACACGGGAGGGCAGCCCACGGAGGCACGGUGAAGGUGCUGGAGUGUGGAGUGUGUGAGGACGUCUUCUCCCUCCAGGGGGAUAAGGUUCCUCGUCUCCUUCUCUGUGGACACACCGUGUGCCACGACUGUCUGACCCGGCUGCCCCUCCACGGCCGAGCGGUCCGCUGCCCCUUCGACAGACAGGUCACCGAGCUGGGGGAUUCUGGCGUUUGGGGUCUGAAGAAGAACUUUGCUCUGCUUGAACUUCUGGAGCGACUCCAGAAUGGAGCGAGCAACCAGUCGGGAAUGGCGGAGGACGCCCUGAAAGGCAUGGGAGAAUGUAUAAUCCGGUGUGACGAGGACGAGAGCCACACGGCCUCCAUGUACUGCACCGUGUGCGCCACCCACCUGUGUGCCGAGUGCUCCCAGCUCACCCACUCCACCCGCACGCUGGCCAAGCACCGCCGGGUGCCGCUGGCCGACAAGCCGCACGAGAAGACCCUGUGCCCGCAGCACCAGGUCCACGCCAUCGAGUUCGUCUGCCUGGAGGAGGCCUGCCAGUCCGGGCCGCUCAUGUGCUGCGUGUGCAAGGAGUACGGCAAGCACCAGGGGCACAAGCACGCCGUCCUCGAGACUGAAGCUAACCAGAUCCGUGCCUCCAUUCUGGACAUGGCCCACUGCAUCCGCACCUUCACGGACGAGGUGUCGGAGUACUCGAGGAAGCUGGUGGGCAUCGUGCAGCAGAUAGAAGGCGGAGAGCAGAUCGUGGAGGACGGAGUCGGCAUGGCGCACACCGAGCAUGUCCCCGGCACGGCAGAGAGCGCUCGGUCCUGUGUCCGAGCGUACUUUGCAGACCUCCAUGAGACCCUGUGCCGGCAGGAGGAGAUGGCGCUGAGCGUGGUGGACGCCCACGUCAGGGAGCGUCUGAUCUGGCUGAGGCAGCAGCAGGAGGACAUGACCAUCCUGCUGUCUCAGGUGUCCACCGCCUGCAUGCACUGCGAGAAGACACUUCAACAGGACGACUGCAGAGUCGUGUUGGCAAAGCAGGAGAUCAACUGUUUGCUGGAGACGCUUCAGAAGCAGCAGCACCAGUUCACGGAGCUGGCGGAUCACAUUCAGCUGGACGCCGGCAUCCCCGUCACCUUCACUAAAGACAACCGGGUCCACAUCGGUCCGAAGAUGGAGAUCCGUGUCGUGACUCUUGGGCUGGACGGAGCCGGAAAAACCACGAUCCUCUUCAAGCUGAAACAAGACGAGUUCAUGCAGCCCAUCCCGACCAUCGGUUUCAAUGUGGAGACAGUUGAAUAUAAGAAUUUGAAAUUCACCAUCUGGGACGUUGGUGGAAAACAUAAGCUGAGACCUCUGUGGAAACACUAUUAUCUCAACACUCAAGCGGUGGUGUUUGUGAUUGACAGCUGUCACAGGGACAGACUGAUGGAGGCUCACAGUGAACUGGCCAAACUACUGACGGAGAAAGAGCUGAGAGACGCCUUGCUGCUCAUCUUUGCAAACAAACAGCAUUCGUCUGUGCAGGACGUCCCCGGCGUCGUGUCCGUGGAGGAGAUGACGGAGCUGCUGAGCCUCCACAAGCUGUGCUGUGGGAGGAGCUGGCACAUCCAGGGCUGCGACGCCCGCAGCGGGGUGGGCCUCCACGACGGGCUGGACUGGCUCUCCAGGCAGCUGGUGGCCGCCGGCGUCCUGGACGUCGCCUGACCGCUAAGAACAACACAAACACAUCCACGAGUCCAGCUCCUCACGUCUCCCACCGCCUCAUGUUACCCGUUUUAAGACUGCGGCGUUAAGCCUCAUCUUUUCCUUCUUUGUGCACCAAUGUGGGCAAAGAAACACAAAGAUGUAAAUACUUUCUGUAACUUCACUGAAACUACAAAAACAUCUGAGAAAUAAAACCCCAAAAACCAGUUAACACUUAAAAAAAAACUCCCAAUCCGGCUUCAUAUCUGAGGCAGCUUAUCUCAUCAGCUUAGUUUUCUUGUCUUUGGUCAUGUCUUGGACUUGGAUUAGUACUUGUUAAUCUUUCUUCGGCCUUAAAUUUGUACUUCUUGGUCUUGACUUUGGACUUGUUGGUCUUGACUUUGGACAUGACUAGGAACUUGUUGGGUUUGACUUUUGACUUGACUAGGAACUUGUUGGUCUUGAAUAGGGACUUGACUAUCUGGACUUGGGACUUUUUGGUUUUAAAGUGGGACCUGUUUGUCUUGACUGGAGACAUGAGGCAGACUUUAUCUUUUUGUUUUUACCUCGCAACCUGUUGGUCUCGACUGGAGACUCGGCUUGGUAUUUGAUUUGGGCCUGUUCCUCUUAGUUUCUUUUGUUCUAACCUUUUUCCCAGAGACCUGCAGAUCAUCUGGCAUCUCUAACUAGCUGGUGUCGGUCCAGAUAGACCUUUAAAAUGCUCCCUCUGUACUUUCUAUCUCACUGCAUUCAUCAUAACCUCCUCCACGUGUGACCGUGAUCUUAACUAAACACAGAGUGGUCUGUAAUGUAGUGUUAGCAUCAUUUACGUAUAUUUGGACAACACGUCGUAUAAUCCUUAGAAAUAACCGCCUUUGAGCUGCGUUCAGUGUUUUUGCAGAAACGGGACGACUUCCUGUUGCUAAAAACACCUGAUGGUCAAAAGUUCAUGUUUUGGCUUCGCCUUCAUCUAAUGUAAGCAAUAGCGUCGAUGUUUCACGGGGUCUUUACGUUAUGUGUGUUUUUCUGAACUGAACUAUAUGAACCUAUUUAAUGCCACAGCUGGUCUUGAAAAUGGCGACGCAGACUUGUUUUCUGUUACAGAACAAACUGUUUACUGAGCUUAUUUAUGAGCGUUACUUUGAGAGGAACUCAGUUAUUAUUAUUAUUUUUUAAUGCACCGAUUCUGCCUCCGUGUUUUGUGGAGCCUCGAAUGCACUUGUUUGCUUCCGCACAACACUUUCUUAUUUGGGAGCAAACGAACUACCUGCUGUUUCAUAGUCGACUCUGAGGAUUAAUAUCUCUGCAAAAUAAAACAAGAAAAUAUUCAAAUUUAUCUCGGUUUGUUUGUGUGGCGUGUUUAGGAGAUGGUUCACCUUUAGUUAUACUGUGAUGUGAAACUUUAAGCCUAAACACUGACUUGUUAUUAAGGACCCAUUAUUCCACUUUGAUUUCAUCUUUAUUCAUUGCUAUGUAAUGUUUACUACAUGUAUCUAUGUAUAAAAAUACUAAUAAUAAUAAAAAAAUGCACGUGUUAAAAGCCUUUCCACAGUUUGUGAGAACAUUUCCAUUUGUUUUUGAAACGUAGAAGCACAACGCACCUCCAAACCCUUUGUUACCAGUGGACUUUAACAGCUUUUGUAAAUUAUUCAUAAUGUUGUUGCUGUAAAAUAAACAAACUGACCUUAUCUGUCCGGCUGCUUCUUCUUCUUCUUCUUCUUUUAAGCUAAUGAA